Messenger RNA from Gigantopelta aegis, 3796 nucleotides. Its product is annotated as cilia- and flagella-associated protein 221-like. Gene Ontology annotation, cellular component: cilium. NCBI's taxonomy places the organism in Eukaryota, Metazoa, Mollusca, Gastropoda, Neomphalida, Peltospiridae. Bases 125 to 2872 code for a protein of 915 amino acids. Gene Ontology annotation, biological process: cilium assembly; cilium movement. The transcript has 23 exons. The record is from RefSeq and is a predicted model, not a curated record.
UUUGUGCACUUCGGUUGUAAACAACAUGGCGGUUCAGAAAGCCGAUAUUUUUUAAGUACUGAAACAUUGUUUCUGUGAGGAAUAGUAUAAUAAACAAGUCAUGUGAACACUUGAACUAAGCAAAAUGCCAACGCCAGACACAAUUAAUGGUCCGCAAGCUACGGCCGUUGAACAGGAUGAUAAUUCGAAAGUUGAAAGUGAUUCUGCGGCUGGACCCCAGAAUCCUGAUGACGGGGAGUUGUUGAUCGACUCGAUGGUUUAUGUCGAACCCAUCAAACGAGGUCAUGUUCCCGACCAUCUUUUGGAAACUAAAAUUUACACGCAAGUGGGUCAGAACAAAGCCAUCCAUGUUCGGCCAUCUGUCAUACAUUUUGAUGGGUUUGAGGAGAACCAGAAGAAUGUCCGAUCUCUGACGAUUGUAAACGCCUCGCCACAAGUCACUCGGAUGCAUAUCAUUCCACCACAGACAAAGUAUUUCGACAUCAAAUAUACAAAAUCAAAAAGAAUGGUUCCAGGCUUGACACUGGAUUGUCAGAUUGAAUUUACCCCAGAUGAAUGGCGAUAUUACUACGACUGUAUUCGCAUCAACUGCCCUGGUGAGGAGAACCUGGUAAUUCCAAUUCACGCCUAUCCAGUGAUGGAUACCGGGGGGUUUCCUGUCAACUUCUCCUUCUCUGCGGUACCUGUUGGACACAAAAUGUCUGAGAUAUUUGCCCUGCGUUCUCCUGCUCCCGUUGAGUUUGAGUUUGAGCUUGUCUACCUACAGCCACAUCCGACUUUUGACAUUGAGCCGAUGUCAGGUGUUGUACCAGCCAGUGGAGAAGUGAAUAUCACGGUGACCUUCUCUCCAACCGAAUACCUGACAGCCAAAAUGAUGGUUCAGCUGACGACCUCUCAGUUCAACUCGAAACCACUCAUUUGUUCCUUCACAGGCUACUCAUCACCGGGCUUGUUGAAAGAACUGUCAGAACAGAUUUACAUGUCUGAGUUUGACCCAGAAGUGUUGGAUCCACGGUGUCUUACUCCAUUGGACCGAGCUCGCUCAAAGAAAAAGAAACCAAAGCAGUCACCAAAACCUCCGAAACCGGAGCCAGCCAAAGAAGUGUUUUACAAAGGAAUCAAGUUUUCAGCAUCUGUCGUCGACUCGCCAUAUGCCGUUGCACAAGUUCUGAACCAAGUAGCAGGGAAGCUUUCUGUGAAAGACCUCAGACAAACUUUCAUGUCAAAGAAAGAUACAAAGGGAACAUCAACAAAACAAAUGAAGGAAGCACGGUUUGAACAGUUAGUUCGUCAGAAUGUUUACGAAGAGAGACAGAACCAGCUGAGAUGGCAGGUGAAGCUGGGAGAUGACCAAAUCACACACAAAGAAAAACAACAGAUCCUCGAUGACCGAAAUGCGGCAAGUGUAUUCUAUAAGUAUAAUGUGAGAGGUGACUCGGUACCUGAAGACGAAUAUCUGAGAACAUGUUCAUCGUGUGUCUUCAAGAGAACUCUCAGAGACCAUACACAGGUUGGAGUGGAGGGGAUCGAAUUCGACCCAUACACAAACGAUAUGUGGGCAGUACGACACGCCGCUCUCAACCGCUUCCAGCAGGCGGCAAGAAAAGUGAUAAUAAGAUUAAGGGCAGCGUACAAGUUAUCGUCUUUGAGAAAAGUGGUCGUUGACUGGAGUAGGAAGAAAUAUUCACAAGCUCUGCUCAGUGAAGAUGAAAAAGACAAAAUAGAAGAUGAAGAAGAGAAGGAAGAAAUUCCAAUGCAUCUUGAGUUACAAACUAAAAAAAUAAAGAGAUUCAAGUUUGCUACUUACAUUCCACCAAAUAUUAAAGAUGAUAUGGCUCCAGAUGCUCUAGGAUUUGUUCCAUUCAUUCAAACUGAAGUGGUCGUCAAGAGAAAAGUGCCGUACUUCAAUCUGAAGGUUCCACAACAGUACAAGCUGCUGGGAUUCAAACAACACAAUGCACACAACGCGUCCAGUGGCUAUGUGGCACCAAAUCUGAUCCGCCCGCUGAGAACCGGAGCAGAGGAUGAAAUAAUUAGUCUUCCUCCAGUCCCGAGUUUGAUUGACCAGGUGAAACCUGAAGAUGAAUUAGUCAAUGAAGGGGACUUAACUCUAGUUGACUUACCUGAGAAAGAGGUCAUCAAGGAGGUCAAGACCUUGACCUUGUCUCCACCAGAAGCGCUGUUCUCGUCAAUAGAAUAUCCUCCACUCCAUAUCUUUAAUCCAGCUCCAGGUUUGCAGGUGUUUCUAGCACCGUUGCCGUAUGCAGAAGUUGACAAUGAUUUCCAUCUCUGUCCUCUACCACGCUAUAUCCGCAAAGACUUUGCCACCAAUCCCCAUGCGGCAACACAGAGAAAAUACCUCGACAGAGAGGACGUGAUAAGAGGAACGAUGGGCUGGAAGAAGUUUCCCUCCCAGGGUUUGACCUCGCUAUCCAACACUCCCACACUGACUGGCGUGUGGGUUCCUCGAUGGGAUGACCAGUUUGCUACUGAAUUGUUGCCACAGGAGGUUUCAGCGUUUCUUGAUGGACUUCCCGAGGAUCUCAGAGAAGAUAUUAUAGAUGAACCAGAGGAUGAUGGUCAGCCACAGACUGGAGGAGUCGAGUUGACACCACAGAUGGUAAAUGCUCAGUUUUCUUUGGUGGAGUCCACUACAGAUGAAAAUAUUACAAGUGAUAUGUUUCCACACGGCAACAAAAUGCCAACAUCCAACAUUCCAGUGGGUGUUGAUGGACCUGUACCCAGAGAGAAGCGGGAGCAGGAACUGGACUACUUCCUCACUAAGAAGUACAAUCGUCUUGGCUCCAAGUUCCAAAGCAAGAUACAGUCACUAAACAGACAGAUUUCAGACCCUGACCUGGCGUUGAAAUAACCAUUUAUGUAUCUGCCCAUCCGUCCAUCCGUCCAUCCGUCCGUCCGUCCGUCCAUAGAUCUUCUCAAGAAGAACAAUAUUUCUACUGUGAUAAUGAUCACCUGGUUUUCUAUAUGCUCGGUGAUUUCCCUAGGUGUCUGGUGAUUUCUCUGGGUGCCUGGUGAUUUCCCUAGGUGCCUGGUGAUUUUCCUAAGUGUCUGGUGAUUUUUCUGGGUGUCUGGUGAUUUCCCUGAUUGUCUGGUGAUUUCCAUGGGUAUCUGGUGAUUUCCCUGGGUGCCUGGAGAUUUCUGUGGGUGCCUGGAGAUUUCUGUGGGUGCCUAGUGAUUUUCCCUGGAUCCUGGUGAUUUCACUGGAUGUCUGGUGAUUUCUUUUUGUGCCUGGUGAUUUUCCUAGGUGCCUGGUGAUUUUCCUGGGUGUCUUGUGAUUUGCUAGAUAUCUGGUGAUUUUCCUAGGUGCCUGGUGAUUUUCCUAGGUGCCUGGUGAUUUUCCUGGCUGUCUUGUGAUUUGCUAGAUAUCUGGUGAUUUGUGUAGGUGCCUGGUGAUUUGUGUAGGUGCCUGGUGAACUGUUUAGAAGACUACCCAUUUGACAGUUGUAAGUGCCUGCUGAUUUUUCUAGAUGUCUGUUGAAAUUGUUAGGUGGUGUCUGGUGAUUUAACCAGGUGUCCUGUAAUUUGUUGGAUAUCUGGUCAUAUUUUUAAGCAUCUGUUGACAAGUGUCUAGUGAUUUCGCUAGGUGCCUGGUUAUUUGUUUUAGGUGUCGGAUGAUUUGCUGGGCACCUAUUGGCUAAAAGCAUGUGUGAUAUACAUCAAAGAAAAACAUUUGACUGUCUUACUCUACUUUAUAAUCCAGAGACAUUGUGUGUGUGUUUUGACAUGUCAGGCCGCAAAUAAAACUUAUGUGUGUAUAAAAAAUAUUGUAUCUACA